Molecule: messenger RNA, 870 nt
Organism: Oldenlandia corymbosa var. corymbosa
Lineage: Eukaryota; Viridiplantae; Streptophyta; Magnoliopsida; Gentianales; Rubiaceae
Source: the annotation of a GenBank genome assembly
AUGGCACGAGUCUAUGUAGAAUUGGAUCUUCUCAAGGAGCAUCCUAUUCGAAUCAGGCUGGGAGUUGAAGGGAAAGAGACACAAAUCAUUGAUGUGGGAGCUGACAAACCGCCUCCGAUAGAAAAGGCUGUCGCGCAACAAGCCAAUGCUGACCAGAGAAACACCAAGGACGUGGUUGCUGCUAAAGAGGCCCAACCUCCAGAUGAAGCCGCUGAACACCAAUACCUUUCUGAAACCCUGCUGAUCUGCGGGCAUCUCUUGAUGAUGCCGCGAAUUAUCAAUAUCGCUGCUCCGAAUGCUACACCGAUGAACCGUGGAGUGAAUCCAAUUUCUGCACCAUCAAUUGCUGCCCAAAUUGAAGCAACUUCACCGCCGGCAAUGGAAGGUCGGCAGGAGUCACCGGCGAGGAAGGAAGAUCAUACAACAAGUCCGCGAAUCCCUUGCGCGUCAGUUGCGGCUGCGAUUGUUGCGGACUUCGCAGCUGUGCAACUGAGUCAUGUAGCGUCAGCGGCUGAUCCGGCGCAUUCAAAUUUGAAUGAAGAUAAGUCGCACUCAAUCACUUUGGACAACCCGGCGCUUUCAAAUGUUGCGACAUCAGCGGCCAAAUCAGCAAAGCCAAAAGAGGAGAAUCUUAUCCCCACAAAUCAGAAUAUCACCCUUUUAAAUGAGGAUAAUACGAAUUCUAGCUCUCCAAUUUGCUCUCCAAUUCCGCCUCCCUCUCCCUCAAAGUAUGGAAAAGUAAAUUCGCAAAAAAUCACUAACGAAGGCAACGCACACAAAUUGAACCCUGCUGCACCGGAAUUUUCUCUUUUCUCUUCAUCACAAAUACAGAUUCUCCAAGUUUUACUAUCCAUUUCAGCCGAAAAAUGA